GCGGGGCUGAGCCACGGAGGGGAUGGAGCUGCCACCAGCCUCGCCUCUCUUCCCCACAGCCCGGGUAUCGCCUCCCCUUGCCCGGCCGCGCCACUCCUUAGGCCGUGCAGGGUGAUCGCCGGCGCGAGCGCGGGCGCGGGUGGGCAACACCUCACCCUGGACUGGAGACCAGGGCUCGCCAGGGCAACCUCACGGGGACUCCUCGCGUCCCAGGUGACCUGCACGUCUCCCGAGCGCUGGAAGACCCCGAUCCGAACGAAGCUGCGUGCCCUCCUCCCCGGUUCCCGGGGCGGGGAAUCGUUGUGGGGCUCGGCCGCUGGGCCCCGGGCUCCCGGGUAGCCCAUGGCGGGUAGCGACCUGGCUAGUGAGGGGUCAUCGCCGAGGGGCGGCGCGACCCGGAGAACCGGGGCCACCGGCGGGCUGCGGAGCCAGACGGCCGCCAGCUGCCCGGAGCCGCUGUCCGCUGCUGAAGCUCCGGCCGAGCGUGGCGCGCUGCCCGCCUGGAUGCGCCUCUACUUCUAUGGGAUGCACGGCAUCACCCUGGACGUGCUGGUGUCCUCUGCCAGGCGCUUCGCCCGCAGCCUUGAUCUGCGGAUGCUGGGCUUCUCUUCGCCCUACCGCUGCCUCCUGCACUCGCUCACCCACUUCGCCCUGGAGCAGCUCUACCUGCAGCGGCCGCGCUGCCCCAGCGCCUUCCUCUUCAAUUUCCUACUCUACCCCUCUGCGCACGUCGGGCUGCAGACCCUGGCGGGUCAGGCGCUAAGGCUCAGCCUAGGCGGCGGGCCGGGGGGCGCGGCAGAGCCCGGGGCGCUCGACCUGGCGCUGCAGUACGUGCUCGCGCUCUACCACGGCCAAGUGUUCCUGAAGCGCUUCCUGCGUUUGCGGUACCCACGGCAGCGGGAGCAGCAAACCAGGGACACAGUACCCGCAGCCCCGGACGCCCAGAUCCUUUGGGAGGCUGGUGGCCAGCGACGAGGACCCCAAAGUCCAAAGGGCAUAGAAAGAUCCCCUACCCAGGGACUGCCUGACCUCCUUCGCUUCCUUUUCUUCGGAAUGCACGGCUUUCUGGAUGAGAUCUUCUUCACCUUCUUCUUCAAUGUGCUGGGACAGGGGGACGGGACCAGCAGUGGUCACACAUCUCUCUGGUCUUUCUUCAUGUAUGGAAGUUGUAGUUUCGUGGUGGAAAAACUCUACUUCCACCUUCAAUACAGCCGUGGCUGGGGCACGUGGAAGCGGGUGCCCAUCUACGUGAUCUUCAUCUAUGCUUGGGAGUUUUCCUGGGGUCUGGGACUUCGCAUGUGUGGGGCCUGUUCCUGGGACUAUUCUCACUACCCGCUUAAUUUCAUGGGUCUCAUCACCUUGAUGUAUUUACCCGGUUGGCUGUUUCUUAGUGUGUACCAGGACCUACUGUCCAACGUGUUGUGGCGGGUGCAGUAUGUCCCAACGAACUAAGUUUGGGGGGAUGUGGGGGUGAAGAAAAGAAAGUUAUUGGGAUCUGAAAAAUGAUGCAAUUUAUUUUUACACAUUUUAAACAAGGUGGCUUUGCUUUCUGUCUUUUAAUUUUUUUAUACACUUUACUAAACUCUUCCAACAUGUUCUUGACAUUUUAGUUUUCUGGACUGCUUGGAAUCUCUAUAUGUAAAGUUCAGUACUUUGGAAUGUUACUCAAAAAUAACUCAGAAUAUUUAACUCAUCAACAAUUAAAACUUUAUGAGGCCAAACAGCAAAACCACUCGACCUUAACAUCAGGAACGGGUAGUAUUCACGUGACCUCCAGGAGCGAUAGCUACAUAUUUUUUUGUUCCUCUGCGGAAGUUUUCAGACCAGAGAACAGUGACGACUUCAAGUUUCUGAUGUAAUGAUCUGUUUACUUUCUUUUCGAUGCAAUUUCAUUUCCACCUUCUUUCCAUGUUUACCCAGUGGCGGCUGAAACUCCAUGUCUUUUACUUCAGAAACUUCAGUCCACAGCUAUUAAAGUGCCUCUGUCCAGCAUACAGGUGAGAGGAAGCUGGCAAGUGUGAAAACAUCCCAUGAACACAUUUUGACAUGAGGAAGUCCUUUCUGUCAACCCCAGUAGGUGACACUGUGUUGAGAUAUUUGAUCACUAUCUUGGAAAUGAUUGCUUUCCAAUGUUGGCUAGCCUUAAACACUACCUGUGUUAACAUUGACCAGACCAUGGUGUUAUCUAAACUUUUGUAACUGUGCAAUAACUUACUCUUUACCCUAUAUGUCCCAGGGUCAAGUGACUUAGACCACCUUCAAUAGUGUUAUAACUCUAAGGACCCUUUUUCUACACAGAGUUUCAAAUAUAGAAAAAGUGCUUUGGAAAAAAAAAUCUGAAUUCUCCCUCUAAUUACAUUAGGCCUAAUCGUUUUCUCUACUAAUUGAUGUGUUUUCUCCAUAUUUUCCCUAAAGUUCCCUUUUUUUAAAAAAAAAUAAAAAUUCCAGGCCCAGAAUUUGGGGUCAGGCUGAUGCAGUAAUGGACAGUAUAAAUCCAUGAUAGCUUUUUGACAGCUUAUGAUUAAUUCAUGUCUAAAAGCUUCAAAGUUAAAUGAGAUGAUGGAAGCCAUUCUAAGAAGUUAUAUCUAAUUGAUUAAUAAUGUGCUCUGAGGGUGUUUGUUGCUUUAUUGUAUUUAGAAGACCAAGCAGGAUGGUGUGUGGCUCAGGCAAGGAUGACCAAUAACCUCUCAGCUUUCAGUACAAAGAUAAUUAGGAAAACUUAGAACGUGUCUUAAUGAGUUUAAAUCUUCAACUCGCCUGUGCUGUAAACAGGGAUGCUUUUGUUUCAAGGAAAGGAAACGUUGCUAUGAAAGUAGAAAAGACUGUAUAUUUACACGUGAUGUCCAGUUCUGAUGAUGUUAUAGUCAUCUAUCCCCUGAGCUAAACUAUAAGUAAUAAUGUGUAAUCAACCGCCGCUGUGAAAUGGAUGACGACCAACUAAUUUAUCAGCCAAAAGUUAAAAGGCUCUAUGUCUACCAAAGGCUUCUCGUAAGAUUUUUAUGACAGUUUGUCACAGGUCAAAGGUUUCUGAAUAAUGCUUGAGGGGAAACUUAUCUAAAUAGAGGCAGUAAAGCUAGACACUGGACGAGGUGUUUGUACUUCAAAUGGGACACGUGCAUGGGAAUCUAAGUUUAGUGUAUCACGGCUGCACAUCGCACACCCCUGGCAAGGUCAAGUCAGCGCCAGGGCUGUUGAAACGCUUAUUAAACUGUUUGCACUCACCCCCUGCAUCUGCUGCUCUCAGAGCCACAGAGGAGCCCACUAGGCUCCUCUGACUCACAAAAAUCCCAUGUAGGAACACAUGACAUUUUGUUCUCCUUUUAACACUUCCCCAUCAAAAGGACCAAGCAAGUUUUCACUCAUUAGACUUCUUUAAAUAUAGUACCCAGACACUUUCCAGGUCCGAAUGGAUACGGCAAUGAACCACUAGACAAAUCUUUUUCCUUAUGAAGUUGGCAACCUGUUUUGAUUUAUUUCAAAUUACACUCCUCUUCUUGUUGUUGCUGCUGCUGCUGCUGUUGUUGUUGUUGCUGUUGCUGUUGUUGUCGUGCAAGACUGUUGGUUUGGUAAUGAGUAAUGAAUAGCUGGAGUUGUAACUCUCAUCAGUUCUGUCCCACGAACACAACAAUCCCUCAUUCCUAAAAUUAACCCGACUAACAGUCCCUCUGCCACUUCUGAAAAAUGCUAGUUGUGUCUUCAGGAAGUGAUUAGCCUGUCUGGCAACUCGGUGCAUUGUUUUAGGGCUUCUCAUUGUGUGUUUGCUCCACUUUUUAAGGGAGUCAUUUUGCUAUGGUCUUUGAACCUUCAGGAAAAGAAAACUGUCAGAUCAUUUAACUUGGUUAGUAUUAGUAGUUUAGAAGUGGGAGUGAUAAGGCAGUAUGAUAGUUAAUAUUUAAAAAGCAUUUGCUAUGUGACAAAACUUCCCUAAAGUGUUUAUGUAUGUGUAUUAUAUAGAUAUCAAAUGAAGAACACAUUCUUAUAUACUAUGCCUUAAGUGAAUAUGCAUAUAGUAUAUAUUUUAAGUACAUAUUCAUAUAUGUGUAUAUAUUCACUUAAACUUGCAACAAUCCUGCUUUUAUAGAUGAAGGCAAUAAAACUGAAGCCCAAGAUAUACCGCUUUGGCGCAUUUAUAUUUGAAUUAAUGAACGCUGGAUUCCUCGGUUUACUAUUUAACAGCAGCUUGACUGUGCCUCAGUCUAAUGGCCUCAGCGAGUUAGACCUCGUCUGGACUGUACUUCCCUUGACUGUUAGAGUUGCACAGACAACUGUAUAGAAGGCAGACAUUGUUUGCAAAGGAUUCACGUUGCUCUUUUAGUAUAUGGUUCAUAAUGAAGUAAUUAAUAUCAGGAUAAAUAGUCGACAAUCAGCCUUUUACAUUUAAAUACAAUGCCUUAUAUUUAAUCAGUGCCCUGAAAGGAAGUGCAUUCUGUAAGCUAAAAUUCUCUGCAACACAAAAAAAAAUAUAAAACUAACGUGCUAAGAUGCAAAGUAGGUCAUAUCACAAGGUACGAAUAUAUAUAAUAUUGAUCACUGUUAUACGUUAAAUAUUGUACCUAAGGCAGAUACCAUUGUAAGAACUAAAUACACCCAAAGUGAGAAAAGUUUCGGUCAACUGUGGUGACACACAACUGUAAUCCUAGAACCGAAGCUGCUGCAGCAGGAGGAUUGCAGGUCUGAGGUCACUCUAGGGUACAUAAUGGCAUCCUGCCUUUUAAAAGGAACUACUUUUACAAAGACAUUUAUUCUGAGUUAUACUGAGAAAAUAUACUCUUAAUGGGAAAGCAUAAAAGUAACAAGUGUGCUUAACAUAUAUACAUGCUGAGAUUUCCUUUUAGAAGUACUUGAAAUUUUAAAUCAAUUCCAUUAAUUUCUGUGAAUCUAAAGAGGAAUAUAAGCUCUUGAAUUUUCCUGUUAACAAUGGAUACAGAAGUCCAGAUAUCAAAGAAAACCCCAAUAAAGUUAACACCUUGCAUUACUUCGA
Molecule: messenger RNA, 4981 nt
Organism: Rattus norvegicus (Norway rat)
Lineage: Eukaryota; Metazoa; Chordata; Mammalia; Rodentia; Muridae
Gene: Tmem229a
Product: transmembrane protein 229A
Cellular component (GO): membrane
Source: RefSeq, marked validated